CCGUGCAUUCCCGCCAAGGUAUUUUGCGAGCCGGGCACUGACUCACCACCGCCGCGUAAAAAGGACCGUCUUGGCUCCACCCCUCCACAGUUUAGUUCCUGCCUCCACACGCGGCGGAUCUGCUCCACCUCCCCGGUACUGCCAGGCGUUGGUCACAUCCGGAGCGAACAGACAGAAAGAGGAACAGCAAGACAGAACAAGGAAAAGGAGAGAGAAAGGAAACAAAUACGGCGCAAAUACACGAGUUGAUAAAAAAAAAACGGGUGGAGAGAAGAGGAAUAUUGGCAGAAGCAGUUGAUCCUUUUCCUCGUUCAAAAUGUGCACCAUACACGGCAUUGUCAUCUUGGGAAUACUCCUGGCUGUGUUGGACGUGAUACACAGCCUUAUAACCUCAGCCUUCUAUUGCUACCAGUUAGUAAUGGACAUAUUUUACCUGUGUCCUCUCAACAUGGAUGUCACGCUCUGUCAUAACAAGAUCUACGUCUACGAACAAUUGUUCGAUACCCGCGUGUACAUCGGCAUAGGUGAAGGCAUCGCUGGCGUCAUCUUCAACAUCAUCUACAUUAUAGCGCUGGUGAAGCACAAGCCGUCCAUCACCUGGGUGUGGCUAGUGAAGGGAUUCGCUGUGAUCGCCAUCAACGUGUACUACCUCGCCUCGUGGCUCAUCCGCCGAGGCCGCUACGACCACAUCAACAGCGACCAGCCCGAGGACGAGAUUCUCUUCAUCAACAUGGCCAAGGGUCUCCUGCUGGUGCAAGUCACUAUUCUGCUCUUCUUCUGCAUGAUCGGCGCUGUCUUUACUUACAAGAUAUGCGAGGAGAGGACGGCCAGCAGACGCAGCCUCCGCCACCGCCGCAAGUGGGACUCCAGCGAAGCCACCGCCCCGCCACUUGGCCAGUAUGAUGACGAGGAGACCCAAUAUCUCAACGACGCCCUUACCAAUAGCGAGAAGACCCUCCCUGCACGCUCCUCCAAGCAAAGCCUCACUGAAAUAUCCCGUGCUGACACAUUCAAGCACUCCACGGGCGUCUAGAUACUGAAGGAGAGGCGAGAAGAUCCUGACUGCAUGGCGUUCCCUUGAUGAGGCUAAGCGGUUAUGUCGAGGGAAAGUUUUUAGUAUUUUCUCUCUUAUUUGACUUCAUGAGAGGAUUACUGUACUGGUUUCGAGUUAAGGAGUUUGUAAUUUUUUGUCACCAAGCAUCUCAGAAUGGCAGGUUAGUUUUCUGUAGUCUUAAAAAGGAAAUAUUAGAAGUGAUUUGGUGGUGUUCGGGAUACGAGUAGGCUUGGUAAUAUUUUGUAGCCACGUUUUCUUUCAUACGAUGAUAGGAAGGGUGUUAUUUUUAGCAUUACAAGAUUAUUACUCUUUAUAUUCUCAUCAGCUAGUGUUCCAGCGAGUCACUGCCACUGUGGAAUGAAUAAUGGGACAAUAAUAGACCAUUCUGAGAUAUCUUGGAGCAGGGACAGCUUGGUCGGUGCAGGACGAGAGAAAACCAAGACAUGGCGAUUUAUGCUUCAAAAGUCUUUAAUCUUUUGCUGUAUUGCUCUGGUAUAAUUCCAGCGAUACCGGAGUGCAAUACUAUACGCAAAAAAAGAAAAAAAUCACUUUCGCUAUACAAAUACAAAGAAGAGGCGGUGUACAAGACAUAUUUAGAGAUUUUAAUGUAUAGAGACGAAUGUGACUCGCCUCUCGGUCAACCAGAUGUCAGUGUGGAUCGUUUAGAAGUGCACAUGAUAGUUCGUGAGUGUGUCCUGGUAGGAAAACGUUAAUAUUUAAGUUAAUUAAGUGCUUUCAAGACCCCUGACUGUGUGCCGUGACGCUCAGAGAAGUGACGGUGACGCAGGAGGAUGGAAAGUGCGGCCAGAGUGUUGUAAAUAGUGAUAAAUGAAAGGUGAAGGAGAGGGAGGACUGGCGGCGGCGAGCGGGCUGAAGACAAGGUAAAACACACUAUUCUCUUGUAGGAUUAUUUGACUCGACCACUUUACGACUUACGAAUGAUAACGACUUGUUGGGAUGACGGUGGUGUUACGUUAGCACCUUCUCCCGCAAACCUUUGUAUAUAUUAGGUCAAAAUGCAUGUGUUAAGUAAUUUGAUGCGUGUUUAGGUAAUAUUUCUCCCUCUUACUGUCCCAACCAAAGGAUCGUCUGUCAUGGGAUGAGAUUCGAUCCUUUUUCUGUGUUAAGAUUCCAGUGUUUGUAAUGUUAAAUAGGAUGGACUGACACUAUACAGGUUCAAAUACUAUUACGGCAGUAUUUUUUGUUAUUAUUUGUACCAGUUUCUUAUAUCUACAUUACAUUAUCGUUUCUAUAACGUUAAAAAACAGGAUUGGUCGACGCUAAACAGGUUCCAAUCCUCUAAAUACAUUACUGUUAUUUUUCUCGUCAUAUUGAUGGUGUUUUAUCAUAAUGUGUUUUAUUUUUUAUGUAUUGUGAAGCAGGAUGGACUGAUGCCAUGCAGAGUGUUGUCCUGUGUGUUAGUGCUCAUGUUGUUUCAUUAUCACGUCUCAUUAUCACCCUUAUCGUCACUCGUCACUCAUACUGCUCAUUGUGUUCACCCAUCACCGUUUGUACAUAUCAUUUGUGCUACUUUGAUUAAUAAAUAUUUAAUGUA
Portunus trituberculatus (swimming crab) is the source of this 2609-nucleotide messenger RNA. RefSeq lists its product as uncharacterized. The transcript is spliced from 6 exons. NCBI's taxonomy places the organism in Eukaryota, Metazoa, Arthropoda, Malacostraca, Decapoda, Portunidae. The coding region runs from base 317 to 1033 and encodes 238 amino acids. The record is from RefSeq and is a predicted model, not a curated record.